Molecule: messenger RNA, 3988 nt
Organism: Neltuma alba
Lineage: Eukaryota; Viridiplantae; Streptophyta; Magnoliopsida; Fabales; Fabaceae
Product: squamosa promoter-binding-like protein 12
Exons: 11
Coding region: 521-3622 (1033 amino acids)
Cellular component (GO): nucleus
Molecular function (GO): DNA binding
Source: RefSeq, a predicted model, not a curated record
CUAUCUUGGCACAGAAACCGCAUUUUCAUCACCCUUCUUCCUAACCUUUUCCUAAUUUCCCUCUUUCCUUCUCUGUUUCGCGCAUGCUUUUUGAGGCCGGCCCUCUCUUUAUUUCAUCUCACCACAUCUCCUCCGCCUUCUUCCUCUUCCAGCUUUCACUAUUCUCCCGCUAUUUGCUAAUUCUCUUCCUAAUCUUUUCAAAUCUCUCUUUGGACUCUAUAUCAGUCCUUUGUACUAAGACUUUUGGCACUGAGCUGGGAAUCAUGUGAAAUGCUUAUGCAAGUUGGGGGUUUGCAAUUCUGGGCUGGGUGUCUAUGAUAUCGUGACAAUCGUUUGGUAGAUUUGCCGGUUUUGAUUAAGCAGCCCUUGUUUGGAUUUAUGCUCUUGCUUCUGUGCUGUUUGGGUGUGUUUGACCCGGCGAAUUGAUGGAUGAACUAGCUGUGGCAGCUUUCUUUUUCUCGGAUAAUGCUUUGUAGGUGUUUGAUGUCUGUAUCUUAGCAGGUUUUUAAGGGUUUAAUUCAUGGAGGCUAAAUUUCGGGGGAAGAAUCAGUAUGUCUAUGGACCUGUGGUGCCGGAAAUGAAAGCGGUUGGAAAUAGGAGUUUGGAGUGGAAUUUGGAAGACUGGAAAUGGGACGGAGAUCUUUUCACUGCUAGUCCGCUAAAUCCAGUUCCUUCUGAUUGUAGAAAUAGGCAAUCUUUCCCAGUUGAUCCUGAAAUCCCUGCGAAAGCUAAUCCUUCUAACAUUUUAUCUUCUAAUUGGGAUGAUGCCAACCCAGAGAAAGGAAAGAGAGAAUUGGAAAAAAGGAGGAGAGACGUUAUGUCUGAAGAUGAUGAGAUGAAUGAUGAAGCUGGCUGUCUAAAUUUAAACCUUGGGGCUCAAAUUUACCCCAUCAUGGAAGGGGAUGAAAAAAGUGGAAAGAAGACAAAGAUAGUUGGGAGUGGGACUACUUCAAACCGAGCGGUUUGUCAGGUGGAAGAUUGUAGAGCCGAUCUUAGUAAUGCGAAAGAUUACCACCGUCGGCAUAAGGUCUGUGAUAUGCAUUCCAAGGCCAGCAAAGCACUGGUAGGAAAUGUUAUGCAGCGUUUCUGUCAACAGUGUAGCAGGUUUCAUGUUCUUCAAGAGUUUGAUGAGGGGAAAAGAAGUUGUCGGAGGCGUUUGGCAGGCCACAAUAGGAGGAGGAGAAAGACACAUCCUGAUGCUGUCGUUAAUGGAGGCUCCCUGAAUGAUGAAAGGGGCAGCAGCUAUUUGUUAACAAGUCUUCUUCGUAUACUGUCCAAUAUGCACUCAAAUGGCUCAGAUGCUACUAGGGACCAAGAUAUUCUCUCUCAUCUGCUAAGGAAUCUGGCAAGUCUGGCUGGUACAAUCAAUGGAAGGAACAUAAGCUCCUUAUUGGAGGGAUCCCAAGGUUUGGUGAAUGCUGGAACAUCUGGAACUUCCGAAAAAGUGCCUAAUCUAAAUUCAAAUGGCUCUGAACCCAUCAGAUCUCCUGGUUCUUCCAUCAAGACAGAUAAUGGUCUCAGCAGUCGUGACCCUCCAAAGCCUAUGGGACAGUCUGAGACAGUGCCUGCAUAUGAUAUGGCGCAAAAAUGCUUACCUUCAGGUGAUGUUGGGGUUGGAAGUUUAAAAUCUCCUUCAGGAUCACAGCCUUCAAAUACGCUUCUGUCAAGGGAUAACCCUCCACUCCAAUCAGUUGCAGCAGAAACUACAAUUAGAAGAAACGGUUUAAAUCACAUUGACCUCAAUAAUGCAUAUGAUGACGUGCAAGAUGAAGCCGAGAACCUUAGGAAGUCUCAUCCACCGGGGCCUUCGGGUAUUGGGUCUUUUGAUCAUCCUUCCUGGUUACAACUUGACACUCAAAAGUCAAGUCCACCACAGACAAGCAGAAACUCGGAUUCAACCUCCUCUCAGUCACCUUCUAGUUCUAGUGGAGAAGCUCAGACUCGCACGGAUCGAAUUGUUUUCAAACUCUUUGGGAAGGAUCCAAAUGAUUUUCCUCUUGUUCUUCGAUCACAGAUUCUCAGCUGGUUAUCCCACAGUCCCACAGAGAUCGAGAGCUAUAUUAGGCCAGGCUGUAUCAUAUUAACAGUUUAUCUCUGUCUAGAAAAAUCUGCAUGGGAGGAGCUCUGCUGUAAUUUAGGACUCAACUUGAAAAAGCUUCUUGCUGCAUCAAAUGAUUCUUUCUGGACGACAGGGUGGGUGUAUACAAGAGUGCAGCAUUCUGUAGCUUUUCUGUAUAAUGGCCAGGUUGUCUUAGACGUUCCCUUGAGCCUUAGAAGCCCACAACACUGUAGGAUUUCAUGUGUUAAGCCACUUGCUGUUUCUUCAAUGGCAAGCACUCAAUUUCUUGUCAAAGGUGUCAACCUUUUCCAUUCUAGCACAAGGUUACUCUGUGCACUUGAAGGAAAGUAUCUGGCACAGUAUAGUUGUUGUGACUUGAUUGAUGGUGUUGAUCCAGCUAUUGAACAUGAUGAGCAUCAGUGCCUUAGGUUCGCUUGCACUAUACCGAGUGUUACUGGGAGGGGAUUUAUUGAGGUGGAAGAUUUUGGUCUUAGCAGCUGUUCCUUUCCUUUUAUUGUUGCGGAGCCAGAAAUUUGUGCAGAGAUCUGUAAUCUGGAGAGUGUGAUUGAGGCUGCUGAGAUCUGUAGAGAUGUACGGAUGAGAAGCAAACAAAUGGAAGAAAAGACUCGAGCCUUGGAUUUCGUACAAGAAAUGGGUUGGCUCCUUCAUAGAAGUCGCAUGAAAGCUAGGUUGGGUCCCAUGGCACCUGUCCAGGAUCUGUUUCAUUUCAAUCGGUUCAAGUGGCUUGUUGACUUCUGCAUGGACCAUGAUUGGUGUGCUGUGAUGAAAAAGCUUCUGGACAUUGUGUUUGAGGGUACUAUUGAUGCAGGAGAGCAUGCCUCUGUCGAGCUUGCAUUGUUAGACCUGGGUCUUCUACAUAGAGCUGUGAAGAGAAAUUGCAAGCCUAUGGUGGAACUACUGCUGAAAUUCGCACCAGUCAAAUCUUCAGAUGGUGAAAGUAAGGACAAAGAAGUUGCCAAGUACACUGACAGAUUCUUAUUUAAACCUGAUAGUGUUGGCCCUGCUGGUUUGACUCCGCUUCAUGUUGCGGCAAGCAUGCAUUGCUCAGAAAAUGUGUUGGAUGCUUUAACUGAUGACCCUGGAAUGGUGGGAAUCAAGGCUUGGAAAAGUGCCCGGGACAACACAGGUUUGACCCCAGAGGAGUACGCAUCCAUGAGGGGCUACCACUCCUACAUUCAACUUGUCCAGACAAAAGCAAGCAAGAGAAGUGAUGAAACUCAUCAUUAUGUGCUUGACAUCCCACCUUCCCUUGUAGAUAGUAACACAAAGAAGAAGCAAAGGUCAUCAUCGAAAGUUUCAAGCUUGCAAACCGAGAAGAUUAAAAUGGCAGCAGCAACGAUUGCACAUCAGUGCGGACUGUGUCAGCACAAGCUGGCUCGUCACAGCACGAGGACAGCACUGGUUUAUAGGCCAGCAAUGCUAUCUAUGGUGGCCAUUGCGGCUGUAUGUGUCUGUGUGGCUUUGCUCUUCAAAAGCUCACCCCAAGUUUCUUAUGUCUUCCAGCCCUUCAGAUGGGAAUCAUUAGAGUAUGGCUCAAUUUAGUGUUUUUGCAUAUCAGGUGUUCUUUUGCAGCAAGCCUGCAAUUUGUUUCUUUCAUCCCUCAUCUUCCUCCCCCCCCCCCCAAUCUUCUAACUUUUUGAAAUGUGGGAGUCACAGUUAUUGGUAUAUAUAAUAUAUAUACAUCAAUGGCAGUUUUAGCUGUCAUGAAAAUAUUUAGAUGAGGGUGACUUCUUCAGCAAUUUAUGUUUAUAAUUGAGUAACUCAUGCUACGGUAUAAGGAAUGUAUGUAGUGAUAGGAUUGAGCUUGUAGAAAUGUAGGAGAAUGCCUUGUAUUAGUCGAAUAAUAUGAAAAGGGGUUUUCUGAUGUGGGCUGGUAAUAUUAGUUAUUAAUGAGCUCGAUUCCUUUAA